Cuculus canorus (common cuckoo) is the source of this 5530-nucleotide messenger RNA. RefSeq names its product ATPase family AAA domain containing 2 (gene ATAD2). Gene Ontology annotation, cellular component: nucleus. The transcript is spliced from 28 exons. Gene Ontology annotation, molecular function: histone binding; ATP binding; ATP hydrolysis activity. Gene Ontology annotation, biological process: positive regulation of transcription by RNA polymerase II. Lineage: Eukaryota; Metazoa; Chordata; Aves; Cuculiformes; Cuculidae. The coding region runs from base 65 to 4144 and encodes 1359 amino acids. The record is from RefSeq and is a predicted model, not a curated record.
GCGGGGCGGGCUCGCGCGCGGAAGGAUCUCGUGGAGGGAUCGCGACGCCGUUACUGUUCGCGUCAUGGUGGUGUUGCGGAGCAGCGCUGCGCGUCCUCCCGCCUGCGGCGGACGCCCCCCCCGGCGUCCCCCCUUCGAGCUCAUGGACUCCAGCUCCGAGUUUAUCUCCUUGGAGUCCCCCUCCUUCAGCAGCGGCCGCCGUAUCUGGACUCGGUCCGAGGCCGCCUCGGCCGCCGCCAGGGCCGCGGAAGCCCGCAGGGCGCGGACAACCGGCGGGGCAGAAUUUUCCUCUGGCAAAAUUGAAUGCUUCGAUGGACAGUCUUUAAGAUCAAUGAGGAAAAACGCGCCUCCCUGUUCAGACUCUAGCUUUGAAAAAAGCAUGGAAAUACUAAGCAAAAAUGUCAGUCAAAGACACUUUACAAGGCAGUUGGCAAAGCCGAAAUCGGACCAAAAGAAAGAAGAGUAUAAAGAAGUCACCAGAACGCUGAAGACCAGAGCUGAUGCAAAAGCUGCGAAACAAGUCCAUGAAGAAAAUGAGGAUUUGGAGGUCCACCGAAGAUGCACACUUCGAGAACGUCGUUAUACCACUACAAAUCAAUCUGUUUUGUUUGACAAACUUAUAACAAAUACUGCAGAAGCAGUCUUGCAGAAGAUGGAUGAUAUGGAGAAGAGGCGUAGACGGCAAAUGAUGGAAGACCUUGGGGUGUUCCACGAUGCAAAAGAAGAAAACCUUGAUAUGUACUCCCGAGGAAAGAAAGAAAUCCAGAGAGCUGAUGAAGAAAUAGCUGAUAAUCAAGUUUCAUCAGAAGAAAGUGAAGAGAAAGAUGAUGAUGAUGAUGGUGAAGACGGUGAAGACACUCGAAAGCGUUAUGACUUUCGACAGAGGAAAACUGUUGAACGCUAUCAAGCUCCGUUACAAACGCCAAGACAACGAAAGAUAGAUUUUCCAGGCCGGUCUUCACCUGUCAGACAGAGAUAUUCAUUUAGAAGUGCUCAGGCACAAGGCUCUUGCUGCAAAAGAACUAACAGACGGAGACAUGCAGUCCACAACAGUGAUUCCACAUCCUCUUCCUCAUCAUCCUCAUCUGAUGAUGAAGAGCAUUUUGAGAGGCGAAGGAAGCGCAGCUGUAACAGAGAUUUAAGUCAAGUCAGGUGUCUUCCGCUAAACUUUCGGAAGGAUGAUUUAAAGGGAAUUCACAAGGAUCGAAUGAAAAUUGGAGCAAGUCUGGCUGAUGUUGAUCCAAUGAAAAUAGAUUGUUCGGUGCGAUUUAAUGGUGUGGGUGGUCUUUCUGACCACAUUUCAGCUUUAAAAGAGAUGGUCAUUUUUCCACUGCUUUACCCUGAAGUCUUUGAGAGAUUCAAAAUUCAGCCUCCAAGAGGCUGCCUGUUCUAUGGCCCACCAGGGACUGGAAAGACACUCGUUGCUCGGGCACUUGCUAAUGAAUGUAGCCAAGGUGAUAGGAGAAUAGCCUUUUUUAUGAGAAAAGGUGCCGACUGUCUGAGUAAAUGGGUCGGGGAAUCUGAACGACAGCUUCGUUUAUUAUUUGAUCAGGCCUACCAGAUGCGACCUUCAAUUAUUUUCUUUGACGAGAUAGAUGGUCUUGCUCCUGUGCGAUCCAGUAAACAAGACCAGAUUCAUAGCUCUAUUGUAUCAACACUUCUGGCACUUAUGGAUGGCUUGGACAGCAGAGGAGAGAUCGUAGUAAUUGGAGCAACCAACAGACUGGAUUCUAUAGAUCCUGCUUUACGAAGACCUGGACGGUUUGAUCGAGAGUUCCUCUUCAGCUUGCCAAAUAAAGAGGCUAGAAAAGAGAUUUUCAAGAUUCACACACAAGACUGGACCCCUAAGCCAUUGGACAUGUUUCUUGAAGAGCUAGCUGAAAAAUGCGUGGGAUACUGUGGUGCUGAUAUUAAAUCUUUAUGUACUGAAGCUGCCCUCUGUGCUUUGCGUCGCCGCUAUCCUCAGAUAUACAACAGUAGCGAGAAACUGCAGUUAGAUAUCGCCUCUAUUAAAAUAACAGCAAAGGAUUUUGUUGUGGCUAUGCAGAAGACUGUUCCAGCUUCACAGAGGGCUGUGACUUCACCAGGUCGAGCGCUAUCACCUAUUUCAAAACCACUGCUUGAAAACACCCUAGCAAGAAUUUUACAAGCCUUACAGAGAGUAUUUCCGCACGCAGAGCUUGCACUAAAAAAGGACCAACAGCAAGACAGUUUAAAUUAUAUUUUAAGAAAUCAUACAAUUGACAGUGACGAGGAAUCACCAUCAAUCUUUGAAGAUAAGCCAACGCAUAAAACGCCUGGUAGAAGAAAGGAAGAAUUCCUCAAUUUUAGCAGAAAUGCUUAUUACCAGCCAACAUCUGGCAGGCCCCGACUCUUGCUUGUAGGAGAGCCAGGAUAUGGGCAAGCUUCUCAUUUGGCACCUGCGAUAAUACAUUCCCUGGAAAAGUUUCCAGUUUAUCCACUAGACUUAUCCAUUUUGUUUGUAAACACCACAUCAGCAGAAGAAACAUGUGCACAGUUGAUGCGAGAAGCUCAAAGAACAGCACCGAGUAUAAUUUAUAUCCCACAUAUCCAUUUGUGGUGGGAGGCUGUUGGAGCUACAGUGAAAGCUACUUUUACAAUGUUACUGCAGAACAUUCCAACAUUUGCUCCAGUUUUACUGCUUGCGACAUCUGAUGUGCGUCAUGCAGAUCUCCCAAAAGAGGUAAGAGAAUUGUUUAUUAAUGAUUAUGAAGUUUUUGAAGUCCAGUUGUCUAGUGAGGCAGAACGAAGAAUGUUUUUUGAGGACUUGAUUUUAAAUCAAGCUGCUAAACCUCCUGCAUCAAAAAAUAACACAGCUUGGCAGACAUUGGAAGUACUGCCUGUAGCACCGCCGCCUAAGCCUCGACAACUGACAGAGGAAGAAAUAAGAAAGCUGGAGGAGCAGGAGGAGGAUACAUUGCGUGAACUUAGGAUUUUCUUAAGGGAUGUGACUCAUAGACUUGCCAUUGACAGACGUUUCAGAGCAUUUACAAAGCCUGUUGACCCAGAGGAGGUACCUGAUUACGAUGCAGUUAUUAAACAGCCCAUGGACCUUUCAGCAGUUCUGUCUAAGAUUGACUUGCACCAGUACCUAACUGCAAGAGAUUUUUUAAAAGACAUUGAUCUAAUCUGCAGCAAUGCUUUAGAGUACAACCCAGAUAGAGAUCCUGGAGACCGUCUUAUUAGGCACAGAGCUUGUACUUUGAGAGAUACUGCAUAUGCCAUAGUGAGGGAAGAAAUGGAUGAAGACUUUGAACAACGCUGUGAAGAAAUUCAAGAAUCCCGUAAGAAAAGAGGUUGUAGCUCUUCAAAGUAUGCCCCAUCUUAUUACCAUGUAAUGCCAAAGCAGAACUCUCUUCCUGGGUGUAAGAAAACAGACCUAAAGUGUGAUGAAAAAACGAAGAUGCCAGCAGUACCUGUAGACUGCAGCACACCCCGCACUAACAGUAGGUCAAAAAGAAAACGCAGAAACAACAAAGGGUCCUCAAGAAUCGCCACAAAGAGGAGAAAUUGUCAGUUCAAUAAAGAGAAUAAAGUUCCAGAAGACCAAACUGAAGGAGAGAGUGAUGAAGAGUCUCCAGAAAAACAUGUUUCUAACACAGAGCGCACUGAGGUUGAGUCUGCACAGGACUCUUCUAUGGAAGAAAAUGAAAACGUACUUCAAGAACGAUGGAAAUAUGGGAAUGAAAAUAAAUCUGGGACAGAAGUGGCUAAGUCCACCUCUGAAAAGAAAAGCAUUGUUCUUCCUGAACAUUCAGACCUAGGAAAGGAGAGUGAAAUGCUGGAUUGCCAAAUAGUAGAAAGUUCUGAAGAGGGAGAUUCAAAUGACGCGUGGGCGCUCCGUAUGACUCGCGCGAGACGUUCCCGGGCUGAAGAGCAACGGAUGAUAGGUGUCAAAAAAGCAAGGGAAGUUCUCACACAGCCAGUGAUUGUGGAUUACUGUGAGCUCAAACAACUGUUGCAUUUCGUCACUGCCAUAAGUGAGAACUUCAGUAUAUUUCACUUGGAAAAACUAUAUGCUCUUCUCAGUCAGUGCAUUUACCGACAUCGGGAAGAUUAUGACAAAACCAGACUAGUGAAGGAAAUGAAGAAAGAAAUCACAGCCUUCAGUUGUGCUCAGUGACGCUUCUGCUCUGUAACAUUCUCUUUUCGUUGCAUGUUGUUGUUUGUGCAAAGUUCUAUAAAGAUUACUUCUACAUAUAUAUUUAUAUAUAUAAAAGAAAUAGAUCUUAAAAUUUAUUAAGAAAGAUCAAAUAAAGUCCUUCCGUUGCUUUUACUUUAUAUUUUUAUCCUACAUGUAUUUUUUUAUAUGACAUAAUGCUGCGACUGGCUUUGGAACACUGCAGAUCUGUACAUCUCCCAGCUAAUUCAAUACCUGUCUUUAUAAGAAAAUGAUUGAAAACUUGAUAAAUUUUUAUCACUGUUUUCCAGCUUGUAGGAAUACAUUUUUCUGAAGCAGUCUGUGGUGCUAUAUAUAGUCCAUUGCAUAGUACGUGAAGGUUUUAGACCAGCUCUCAGUUUGAUGCAUGAAAUGUAAAUCCUUUACAAACCUCUUAAUGCAGUUCGGAGGUGAUUUUUUUUUUUUUUUUUUAAUUAACUGAUAGCACCUCAAGUGGCUUUCACAGAAUUGACAACCUAAAGAAAGUAUGUGGGGGAAAAAAGGACUUUCGCUAUGUCAUGUUUUUGUCAAAAAAACCCUAACCUGAAACAAAGCAAGAUUUACUGCUGUAACUUUCUAAGGUAAAGUUUAGUCUUGCUUGUAAUAAUGACAAUCAUGUUGAUCUUGGAGAAUUGCAUUUUUAUAUAAAUCAUUAGUCACUGAUCAGGUGGCUUGUAGUUGAAUUAAAUUGUAAAUAGCUUUCUAGUUACCAGGAGAGAAUUCUAUCUGCUUAUUACAUAAAAUUGAACAUAUUGUUGGUGAUAAAUAUAUUUAAGUAAAAGAAAAGCAAAGCAAUACCCUGCCUGAAGAUGCCUGCCUCUUCAAAGCACCAGCAAAAAUGUCUCUCAGUUAAUUUGGCAGUUAAUUAUUAAAAAAUAUUAAUAACACAAAGAGUAAUUUUAUGAGCAGAAAAACUUAUAUCAGUUGCGAUAAAAUAUGGGGCACAAUACACUGCUGUUCUUCCAUCUCGCCUCGCAUACAGGUGAUUCUGAACACCUAACUGUGUAGUCCCUCUGUGCGUGUUUGGUUUCUUACCUAUGUUUUAGUUCUCUUUUUUUGUUUCUUUCCAGUUUGUUUGUCCAAACAUUUGUGUACUAUGCAGAUUUUUUUCUUUUAUCUGUGUUGUUUGGAUGGGUAUUAACAAAAAAUGAAUCACCUGGGUGAGGUAUCUGUUCUAUUUUAAUCACAGGAUAUUUUUGAUCAUGAACAACCUUACACUUAAACAGCUGGAGUCUAAAGACUUUAAAGAAAGCACUUAUUCCACACUUGGUGUAUUGGUUCUACAGCAAAGGCAAGCACAGGAGGAAGAAAAAUUACAUUGAAAAUUUACAUUUUAAUAUAAUGUAUUAC